AAUUGUUCCCUACCUUAUGUGUUAAAAAAGCCCUGAAGAUAAAAGCAGAGAGAUAUGUUAGAGUUGUGUAAAUUUUUCGUUCUUUACUUUUACUGACUUGUGUUAUGAUGGAACAAGUCGUUAAUAAUGACAUAAUCACGACCACAAAAGUUAAUUGAAAUGAUCCUCCACCUUUCCUUAAAACUGAAGAAAUUAUGAACAAAGAACGAUGUAUUUUGCGAAGUCAAGAAACAGUUUUUUUAUUUUACCUUCCACAUUUUUUACCAAAGCUUUUCCAUUUCUGACCAAGAUCUGUCUCGUGUCUCGCCUCCACAAAGAGGCUAGUCCACUCGCCAAAGCCGUCGCAUUGACAAGGACAAGGUGGGAGAGUCAGAAAUUUCAGACUGUUGCGGGAGAAGUUUUACAGUAAUUUAUUGAGAUAUGGCAUAUUACAACUAUCAGCAGCAGUCUGCGCCUGGUAUCGACCAAAACUUUUUAUGGAGUGUUUUCUCAAAGGUGGACAAAGAUAGGAGUGGAUCAAUAUCCUCAAAUGAACUGCAGCAAGCAUUAUCAAAUGGCACAUGGACUCCAUUUAACCCAGAAACAGUACGUCUUAUGAUCGGUAUGUUUGACAAGGAUCAUAAUGGAACAAUCAACUUCCAAGAAUUUGGUGCAUUGUGGAAGUAUGUUACAGACUGGCAAAAGUGUUUUCGUAACUAUGAUAGGGACAACUCUGGUGCAAUAGAUAGACAUGAAUUGAAACAAGCCCUUUCAAGUUUUGGUUACCGAUUGUCAGACAGAUUCUACGACAUACUUUUGCGAAAGUUUGACAGACGUGGGGCUGGUAGUGUCACCUUUGAUGAUUUCAUUCAGUGCUGUGUUGUCAUCCAGACUAUUACAAACGUUUUUAAAGAGUACGAUUUCCACAAAUGUGGCUGGGCUCAAAUUCCCUAUGAACAGUUCCUAUCAAUCGUGUUUGGUCUCAAGGAGCAGAAAUAUUGACGCUGACACAAGCCUUUCAGCAGUAUGACACCAAUAGAAAUGGGUGGGUGCAGAUGAAUUAUGAGCAGUUCCUGUCACUUGUAUUUAGCCUUAAAAGUUAGCCACCUGGAGGAUGAUAACGACAAGCAUGCAUAGUGUUGUUGUUUAGGUGCUGGAAAAAGAACUCUCUGUAACCUCUCUGUAAAAACCUUUUUCUUAUUUUGAUCAUAAUGUAUAAGUAUCAUUUAAUUUUCUAUUCAAACAUCAGUUCCCACAUAGCGUGGAGAGACUCGUAAUGAUAAGCGAAUGUAAUCUGGCAGUGGAGCUGGUAGGGAACUGGGUACAAACGUCAGGUAUUUAGGACCUCGGACGAGCAGACUUUAAAGCCACUGGAGCAAAUGUUGGAUUGAUGAAGAAAAGUCAGUGGUUUGAGCGAUGUAUUUAAGAGCCGCAUUGCGCCUCAUGACUGAUUUGAAAGCUUUAUCAAAGCAACUCUUCGCAUUAAUUUUCAGUCUAAAUUAAAACAAAGUUGUUAGUAGGUAGACUGGCUGUAACUAGACCGUUACAUUACAGCUAAUGCUUUACCUGUAUCAAACUUAAAAUAUAGACCUUUAAAUAUAGACCUUGUAGCAUUCUUUUUAAAUUUUGCAAAGCAAAUUAAUUGUUUCACCGACGAACAUUGCUGAUAAUUACUUUUUAUAGAUUAUGGGUGCUCUAAA
Rhopilema esculentum is the source of this 1679-nucleotide messenger RNA. RefSeq names its product programmed cell death protein 6. The record is from RefSeq and is a predicted model, not a curated record. Gene Ontology annotation, molecular function: calcium ion binding. NCBI's taxonomy places the organism in Eukaryota, Metazoa, Cnidaria, Scyphozoa, Rhizostomeae, Rhizostomatidae.